Messenger RNA from Cordyceps fumosorosea ARSEF 2679, 1557 nucleotides. RefSeq lists its product as hypothetical. The record is from RefSeq and is a predicted model, not a curated record. The coding region runs from base 1 to 1557 and encodes 518 amino acids. The transcript is spliced from 2 exons. NCBI's taxonomy places the organism in Eukaryota, Fungi, Ascomycota, Sordariomycetes, Hypocreales, Cordycipitaceae.
AUGAGCGCCUCCGACAAACGGCGCGCCCACGGCGUCACCGGCAACCACGUGCUUCGGACGGCCACGUCAGUACGGCAUGCCCACCACAGCUCCGGUAGCUCUGCUGGGGCGCCGUCGCCCAGCAGCACCCACUCAGUCAGCGGCGCAGGCAGCCAUCUGCCAGCCGUGCCGCAGCGCGUGGCUGUGGUCAAUCCCAGCUCCGUGUCCGACGACACCCACGAGACCUCGGAAAAGGACAAGGAGAAGGACAAGGAAAAAGACGGCACAGGGGCGAGCAGCAGCAGCGGUGGCAUGACCCCCCGCACCUCAUCCUCGUCCUCCGCCGCCGCCGCCGCCCGCGCCGCCAAGGACAAGCAGCGCGAGCGCGAGUCGGCCAGCCUCGCCGCGCAGGUGCGCCACAAGGACGAGCGGAUCGCGCACCUCGAACGCGAGCUGGACACGAUGGAGCGCGAGUUCCAGCACCAGCUGGACAAGCUGAGCGCAAGCGAGAGCGAGACGGCGACGUUCUGGCAGGCCAAGCACAGCGCGCUGCACCAGCGGCACCUGCGCGCAGACACGGAGCUGCGGCUGCUGCGCGCCGAGGUGGACGUGCGCGAGGCGGAGCGCGCGGAGCUGCGGCAGGGCUGGGAGGCGCUGCGGCGCGAGCUGCAGGGGCGCGACGAGGAGGUGCGCGCGCUGCGCAUGCAGGUCCGCGGGCUCAAGGAGUUUGUGAGCACGAGCACACGCGCGGACGGGCAGGCGAGCGACGAGGUGUUUGGCGACGGCAUGGCGAGGCUGGGCAACGGGCUGCAGAACUGGGUCAUUUCACAUUUUCGCAGGGCAAAGUUGGAUUUAUCGACGCUCGACGACGAGACGACGGAGGAGAUUAGCAACCUCAUCCCCAUGUACGAAGAGCUCGCGACCACGGCCAAGGUGCACCUGCUGCAGUCGGUGGUGUCGCGGAUCCUCGUCGACAUGGUUUUUGACGCCUACUUUGUCGGCCUCUCCGACGACCAGACGCGGCAGCUGUGCCAGAUGGAGGAGACUCUCGGCGAGCUCUGCGGCGACAGCGGUAGCGGCGAGUCCGUCAACCGGUGGCGCGCGGCUACGCUCUCGCUGCUCCGACGGGAGGGGUCGCCGGCGCUGCUGCGGGACGGCGCGACGGCCGUUGCCGAGGCGGUGGUGGCACAGACGAGCCGCAUCCUUGACCGGUUAACAGGCGGAAGCAGCGGCGGCGGCGGUAGGGAAUCGCGUGACGUGACGCUGCGGGCACUGGUCAACGACGCGAUCGAGCUGGCGCGGCUGCUGGUCGUGCAGAAGGCGGUGCUGCGCGUAUGCAUGCCGCGCGUGCUGCCGCACGAGCGCGUCUUCUUCGACGCGAGCACGAUGGAGGACAUUGGCGGCGGCGCGGAGGAGGAGGAGGAGUAUGACGAUGGAGAGGGUCAGGGGAUGAGGCGGCGGCGGGAGGUGCGGUGCGUGGUGUUUCCGGGGGUGGUGAAGCGCGGCGACGAGGAGGGCGCGCAGAUGCAGUAUAGGAACGUCCUCUGCAAGGCCAAGGUGGUGUGUCGGCAGGACUAG